AUGGCGAAGACAAGAGGAGGAGGUCAAGUUGGUCCUCGUCGUAGUAGACGUAAUCAAGGUUUGGAGAAAGUGGCUAGGAGAAGUAGUACUAGAAGCAAGAAAGUGGCUGCUCAAGAUGAUGAGGUAGAAGAUGUUACACCGCAAGCAAUGUCUGAAGAUGAGAAAGAAGAUUCUGAGAAGGGUAAUGAGAAAGAUGUAACACCGGAUGCUGAUCAGACUGAGAAAGCAAUGUCUGAAGAUGAGAAAGAAGAUUCUGAGAAGGGUAAUGAGAAAGAUGUAACACCGGAUGCUGAUCAGACUGAGAAAGCAAUGUCUGAAGAUGAGAUAGAAGAUUGUGAGAAGGGUAAUGACAAAGAUGUAACACCGGAGGCUGAUCAGAUUGAGAAAGCAAUGUCUGAAGAUGAGAAAGAAGAUUCUGAGAUAGAAGGCGAAGCUUGUUUGACUGGACAGGAACAACAGGAGGAUGAAGAAGAAGCUGGCAAUAUGGAAGAAGAUGGUGUUGGCAAUGGUCAAGAUAAUGCGAUUCCUAGCAACACUGAUGAAGGAAGUUAG
Messenger RNA from Camelina sativa (false flax), 552 nucleotides. The record is from RefSeq and is a predicted model, not a curated record. Lineage: Eukaryota; Viridiplantae; Streptophyta; Magnoliopsida; Brassicales; Brassicaceae.